This is a messenger RNA of Camponotus floridanus (Florida carpenter ant), 1356 nucleotides long. It is a transcript of the gene Kdsr, whose product is annotated as 3-ketodihydrosphingosine reductase. The coding region runs from base 120 to 1121 and encodes 333 amino acids. Gene Ontology annotation, molecular function: 3-dehydrosphinganine reductase activity. Gene Ontology annotation, cellular component: endoplasmic reticulum membrane. Lineage: Eukaryota; Metazoa; Arthropoda; Insecta; Hymenoptera; Formicidae. The transcript is spliced from 4 exons. The record is from RefSeq and is a predicted model, not a curated record. Gene Ontology annotation, biological process: sphingolipid biosynthetic process.
GUUCUGGAUUGAACCUAGUUCUUCACAGUGCUCUGGUAAACGGAAUAUAAUACAGUUCAGUCGAAGAGUGUUUGCGGGUUUGAUACUUUUGAUCUGUUAGAGAAAACAUCUAACGAAUUAUGACUGUUUGGCUUGGAGUAGUGCUUGUCGCGUUUGUCUUAAUUAUUGCCCUCUUGAUGAUUAAACAAUUUUUCUGGAAUCCACGAUUAAAAAGCGUAAAGAACAAGCAUGUUGUGGUGACUGGUGGCUCGAGCGGCAUCGGAAAGUGUGUAGCAAUUAUUGCUGCAAAACAUGGAGCGAAUAUCACGAUAAUUGCGAGAGAUGUGCAAAAAUUAGAAACAGCUAAGAACGAAAUAUUGCACGCUUGUGAGAACAAAGAUGCACAAAGAGUAGAAUAUUUGUCUUUGGAUAUCGGAGCAAAUUAUGAAAAUGUCGAGAAAGCACUGGCCGAUCUCGAGAAAACCAUGGGACCAAUUUACAUGCUCGUUAAUUGUGCGGGUACCGCAAUUCCCGGUAAAAUAGAGGACACCACCGCGGACAGUUUAGACAAAAUGAUACAUAUAAAUUUGCUCGGUACAUACUAUUGCAUAAAGGCAGUCGUGCAGAGAAUGAAAGCUUCCAGAGAAGGAGUGAUUGUCCUAACGUCAUCUCAAGCCGCCUUCUUAGGUAUCUUUGGCUACUCCGCUUACUGCAGUACGAAAUUCGCUCUUCGCGGUCUAGCAGAAAGCAUAGCGAUGGAAUUGCGGCCAUACAAUAUCUCUGUGACCCUGUCUUUGCCGCCUGAUACAGACACACCUGGGUUUGCUGUCGAAGAGCUGUCAAAACCGCUGGAAACGAAACUCAUAUCACAAUCGUCGGGAUUAGUCAAACCUGACGUAGUCGCCGAGCAGCUUUUCAAGGAUGCUCUGGCAGGUAAAUUCUUCUCUUUCGUCGGUGUGGAAGGUUUCCUUCUGGUAACAUUGUGUGCAGGAAUAUCGCCGUUCAAUUCAAUCUGCGACCUAUUGUUGCAAGUAUUGUUGAUGGGUCUAUUACGGAUCGUUGGCGUUUUUCACCUCGUCUUCUUCGACAAGAUCAUACUCAAUUGCAUGAAAACGCGUGAUAAAAAUAAAAAAUCCGAGUGAAGAUUUCUCUCGUAUUUAUAAUUACCGAGCUGACAUUAAGGCGAGAUUAUUUUUUUAUUCCAAACCAAAGCAUUUAAUAUAAUUUCAGUAAAUCUUCGCAUACGAUAUGAUCGACAUGUGAUAUCAUUGACAUUUGCAUAAUUUAUUUAGAUUUAUACGUGACGUCUUCUCAAUGAAAUCUUUCGUUUUCUCCAUAACUUGGAAGAUUAUUGUAACAAUAUAUAUAUAUGUAUGU